This is a messenger RNA of Peromyscus californicus insignis, 12809 nucleotides long. RefSeq names its product ring finger protein 150 (gene Rnf150). The transcript is spliced from 7 exons. Bases 642 to 1871 code for a protein of 409 amino acids. The record is from RefSeq and is a predicted model, not a curated record. NCBI's taxonomy places the organism in Eukaryota, Metazoa, Chordata, Mammalia, Rodentia, Cricetidae.
CAUACACAGACACGCACAAAUCGCUGUACCCCUGUCCGCACGCUCCCCACCCCCCAUCCCAUCCACCCGGGACCGUCCCCUUCCUCGACAAGUGAGCGUCCCGGGCGUAGCCACCUAGUCAGGCCAGGAGCGCAGCGCCCACUGCCCUAGGGAACCCACGCGUAGCCGGAGCGACCGCCUCGACUGCAGCUGGACAGACAGUCCCAGCCCCAGGGACCUCGAGCAACCCGCCCCCGCCCCGCCCGGCCGCGACGAGCAGAUCCGCCACCCCCUCCAAACUCCAGGACCCCCGACACCUCUAUGAGAGAAGGCGACGCAGGGCAGAGAAGCAGUACGCCCGGCAGCCCGACUCCCCUGCAAGCUCGCAGCGUCCGCUCGGUGUCGGGGCCGCGAUCACCACCCGGGAAGCCCGAUGCCAGCGCCGCCGGUCGGCUGAGAAGGGACAGGACCGGCUUCGCCCGCUCGCCCGGAAUCCGGUCGCCGCAGCGGCUGCGUGUCCUAGCUGGGGCCCCGCCGGCCCGGGAGUGAGCCGUAGCGACAGGAGGACCGACGCGGCCGACCGGGGGUUGGCCCGGCUGGGGAAGGAGGGACGGAGUGGGAGGAGGGCACAGGGGGCGGGGAGGGGACCCCGGAGGAGAGAGAUGGCAAUGUCUCUCAUCCAAGCGUGCCGCAGUCUGGCUCUCUCAACAUGGCUGCUUUCCUUUUGUUUCGUGCAUCUGCUCUGCCUGGACUUCACGGUGGCGGAGAAGGAGGAAUGGUACACCGCCUUCGUGAACAUCACCUAUGCGGAGCCCGAGCCCGGGGCCGGGGUGGCGGGCGGCGGUGGCGGCGCCGAGCUGCACACGGAGAAGACCGAGUGCGGACGGUACGGCGAGCACUCGCCCAAGCAGGACGCGCGCGGCGAGGUGGUCAUGGCCAGCUCGGCCCACGACCGCCUGGCUUGCGACCCUAACACCAAGUUCGCCGCGCCGGCCCACGGCAAGCACUGGAUAGCCCUCAUCCCCAAGGGCAACUGCACCUACAGGGAUAAGAUCCGGAACGCGUUCCUGCAGAACGCCUCGGCCGUGGUCAUCUUCAACGUGGGCUCCAACACCAACGAGACCAUCACCAUGCCCCACGCAGGUGUGGAAGACAUCGUGGCUAUAAUGAUUCCUGAGCCCAAAGGGAAGGAGAUAGUAAGCCUGCUGGAAAGGAAUAUCACCGUGACCAUGUACAUCACCAUCGGAACCCGGAACUUGCAAAAAUAUGUGAGCCGCACAUCGGUUGUGUUUGUCUCCAUCUCCUUCAUUGUCCUGAUGAUCAUUUCCCUCGCAUGGCUGGUCUUUUAUUAUAUCCAGAGGUUUCGAUAUGCAAAUGCCAGGGACAGGAACCAGCGCCGACUGGGAGAUGCAGCAAAAAAAGCCAUCAGCAAGCUCCAGGUCAGGACCAUCAGGAAGGGCGACAAGGAAACAGAGUCUGAUUUUGAUAACUGUGCUGUCUGCAUCGAAGGGUACAAGCCCAAUGAUGUGGUGAGGAUCCUGCCCUGCCGGCAUCUUUUCCACAAGUCCUGUGUUGACCCCUGGCUUCUAGAUCAUCGCACCUGUCCCAUGUGCAAGAUGAACAUUCUUAAAGCCCUAGGGAUCCCGCCCAAUGCCGACUGCAUGGACGACUUGCCCAUUGAUUUUGAGGGCUCUCUAGGAGGCCCACCAACCAAUCAGAUCACAGGCGCCAGUGAUACCACAGUAAACGAAAGCUCGGUCACUUUGGACCCUGCUGUGAGGACAGUGGGAGCCCUACAGGUGGUCCAGGACCCAGACCCCGUGCCCCAGGAAGGAGAAGCCAUCUUUACAACUAACACCAGGCCAGAAGCAACAUUGACUUCCAUUUUUUGAAGUCCCAUGAUUUUUUAUUGAUCCCUUGAUAAAUUACUCAUAAUAUCAGCAUUGUAAAUGCCCCAAGACCUGCUCUGACCUUAACAUAAACACAAAACAACGAAAUAUAAUAUGGACUUUCUCAGGGAGCCUGACCUUGAACUCGGGGAAUCGCCACCUUAGGGGGAAAGAGUGCUGGUGUAAACAUCACAACAUAUUUCAGAAACGCAAGUUUACAUCACUGCUUUUGUGAAGUAUUCAGAAUUCUGUGUGAGUUAAAAUAUGUGGGUGUGUUCCAAAGCAAACACACUGGGAUGAAGCAUGCCGCCGUCCAUGAGGGAGCUGCCAGAGUGAGCAGCUACAUCUGCUUUUCUACCUGACAUUAAAGCCAGAAGCAUCAGAGUAGCUGUCCUGGAGAUUGGAUUAAUAUGCCAUGAGAUGAUUUCCCUCAGUGCCCAUAAGAUGCACAUUUUCCCCGGCAAGAUGAACACUUUAAUCUGGGUGCAUGUUCCGCUGUGGUACACAAAAGAAUCAGUCAGCUCGCCUCAGAUGAGAAACCCCACCACACCUCCUCUCCACAACACUGGCAAGCCACAGCAGACUACUUUUCUAUAAAACCAAGUGUCUGCAGCUGGAGACGCCACUCCAGACAAGUUUCCAUGUCUCUCCACGUGUCAGGUCCCUGGAGCAGCAUCCUCAUUGUUCCACAGCUCUUCAGCCCAGUGGCAGCCUCAGCAGAGGCACAGCUGUGGUCAAGAGCAGAGCCUUGCAGCCAGCACAUGCCUUCAUCAUCAAGUGCACCCAGAUGGAGGCUGUCCCAUCCUCAAUCCACCAGGCUUUCCAUAACAGCAUUCCUCAUUUAAAAACACUUGCCAAUCUCAAAAUGUCCACUGGGGGCCGACUCCCAGGGUUCUCCUGUCUCGUGUGUCUGGUGCCUCUGACGGGGAAAAUUGACAAUCUGCAGAUUCACAAACAACCCAAGAGAAAAUUAAUCAGUUUCUACUUCAGAUUGCCACUUGACGCACUGUGCCUAGAUCUGACACACACUGUCCACCCAGAAGAAACUUGUCCCCUGGGGAGACUCCGCAGGCAGGUUAAACCCAUUUGUUGCUGGGAUUUUUGUCUCGGAUGCUCUGAUCUGCUCAUGGACAGCACCAUCUCUAAUUUGAUUAAUUCCUCACAAUGCUGUCUCACUUUUGAUAUGUGUCCUGGUUCAGCAGCUGUAACCAGAGCAAGCUGGCACUUUCCCAAAAACUGCCACACUGAGCAGGAAGUCAGCAGCCCUGCUGGUACUGACAGGCUGGAAAACAUGCAGGAAGGUCAGAGAUUCCUGAGUGCCCCAACAGCACCGGGUAUAAACGAGAUGGCAUGUCUGCUUGCGUUUCAAUUAUCAUAUCAUGCCAAAAUUCCAUCAUUCAAGACUGAGAAAGCAAGGACAGUGGAGGAUGCCUUUGGAUGACGUAAGGACUGGCUUAACAGGUCAGAGACUGGGAGUUAGGUAAGUCACAGAACUACAGAGGGAAAGCGAAUCAAUAACUGUGUUCCAGGAACUUACAGUAACAGAUACCAAGAGAAGGCUAUAGCCCCAGGCAGGAAAUUGAGCCUUAUUCUUGGUUUGGCCUCUGGUUAUUGCUGUGACCUUGGACAAAUUACAGUGUCCUCUUUUCUCCUGGACAAUUACUCUAGCAGGCAAUUCCUGAGAACAUGUCCAGGCCUCUGACUCUGUCUGUAAACAGUUUCCUGUCUCAGGAAGACUUGGAGUCUCACUAGGACAUCUCAAGAUCUUGGGUCCUCACCUCCAAGCCCUUCUUGUCACCUUGUCACCUUGCACCGGCACCUCUGAAGCAAUCCAGUAAGACCUGCACCCUCUGCUUUCUCGGGGCCACACUUUGAAGACUAUAGAGGAUCUCUGUGACAUUCAAGUAAAGUGAACCGCAGCAAAGACUGUAUGCAGAGGCAGCUGAAACUACAGUACAGCUGCCCUUGGUACAAGUGCGGCCUGGGCUCUUUCUGGGAGCCUCUGCUCACAGGGCAGUUUUGCUUUCGUGUUCCAUGUGCCGGCAGAGUUUAUGUCAUACAUUUAUAUUCAAUACACAUUAAAUGUAUGUAUGUAUGUAUGUAUGUAUGUAUGUGUAGGUGGGUGAAUGAUUGGUGAAUGGAUGAUAGGCAAAUACAGGUAGUUGAUGGAUGGAUGAUGUGUGGGUAAUAGAUGAAUGGAUGGAUGGAUAUGGUGAUUUGUUUGAGGUUUAUGUUUUUGUUUUUGUUUGGGUUUAUUUUUGUUUUGGGGGGUUUGGGAUAUCUUUUUGGUUUUUUGUUUUUGUUUGUUGGUUUUGGUUUUUCAAGACGGAGUUUCUCUGUGUAGCCUUGACUGUCCUGGAUCUCGCUCUGUAGACCAGGCUGGCCUCCAACUCCCAGAGAUCUACCUGCCUCUGCCUCCCAAGUACUGGGAUUAAAGACGUGCCCCGCCACCACUGGACCCAGGUGUGGUGAAUUUAAGGUAAUCAACAGCAGUGACAGAAGGUGAGGGAGAUUAUAGUAUGUUACAUGCAUUGUACACUGCCCGCUAAUGAAAAAAUUAAAUCUAUAUCCUGAGGGCAUUCAAGCUGGAGCACAUAGCACUAGAUCUAAUCCUGUGGAACAACACUGUGGCCCUACUCCCAUGGGACACAGGUACACACAGUGAUAAAACAGUCCCAAGUCAUAAGCAAGAAGUGUGACUAGUGGCUUGUGGAAAUGGACUGGUGAUUUAUUAUUUAUAGUUAUUGAUGUGGUGCAGCAGAAACAGGAGUAAAGCAGCAGUGAGAGAUGAGGAGCUGAGGCAGCAGCAGUGGGAACUGCCCUGGAGACGGGCUCCAAGGCCCAGGCACAAAGAAAUUUCUGCAGGAACCCUAGUAAUGCUCAGCCGUGAACUCCAAUGCUCAGAAGUGCUGUGAGCUUCAUGACGCUCUUUAGUCUUGUUUUGAAUUGUCAGCAUGACUCUUAAUGCUUUGUAUUAAUCCAGAAUAAGUGAAGAUGACCCCAUCAAGAGUUAAUUGGACAUUUUGAUAACUUCAUGACUUGUGUUGGUGGUAGUGGAGGUGGUGGUGGCAGUGUGUGUGUGUGUGUGUGUGUGUGUGUGUGUGUGUGUGUGUGCAGGAUACCAGAUGUCCUACCCCAUCAAUCUCUGACUUGACUUCUUCCCUUGAUAAAGGGUCUGUCACUGAGCCUAGAGCUAGACUGGGAGCCAGGAUGAUCCUCCUGCCACAGCCUCCCACAGCACUGGGGUUACAGGCCCAGCUUUUUAUAUCGGUAUUGGGGAUUCGAACUCAGGUCCUUAUGAUUGCAUAGCAAGGACUCUUACUCACUGAGCCAUCUCCCCAGCCCUGAAAUUUCUUGAUAGACUGUUCAUGUAUCCCCAAGGCCUAAUAGCUGUAAGCUGGAUUCUAAAUCGUUCGCUUGUGGGGUUGAGAGCUGAUGUCACCUUGUUCUUCUCAGAAUUCCAUUAGCUCUGGAACCAGAGCUGCAGGCUUGCUUGUAGUUAUUUAUCUUCUCACUGAUUGAUCAUUGGAGAACUACCGAGAUAUUAACUACAGUCUUGAUGAGCAUGAGCUCAUUUAAAAUACUGCCUCCCCAUAGCAUCCCUUACAAUGAAAGCUCUCAGGUCAUCAGUAUUACCAUUGCUGGGCCCACCGAUCAAUCAGCAACCCAUUAGAGUCCGUUCACAGAAAGUUAGAAGGAAUGCCAUCUCCAUGCAGAGCUCUAUACUGGUUAUAUGGCUUGAGUAGCCCUGAUAUGAAAGGCUUGGGACCAAAAGUGUUGUGGCUUUCAGAUUUUUUUUUUCAGAUUUUGGAAGACUCUUUGCCUAUACAUAGAAUGGUAUUGUGAGAAAGGACCCAUGUCUAACCAUGAAAUAUUUUUAUGUUUUUCAUAUAUUCCAUUCCUACACAGCCUAGUACAAUGUUUUCAGUGUGCCUACAUAUGACUUGCCAAAUGUGGAAGUCUCCACCUAUGGCAAUGUGCAUGUGCUCAGAAAACUGUAGACUCUGGAGCACCUCACAUUUCAUAUCUGGGGCUUAAUGAUGUUCAAACAUAUUUAAUGGACAGUAGCUCUAUUGGUAUAGCCUGAGUAGUUCUUUGAGACACUGACCUCAGACAGAUGAUUUAUGGAUUCACUAGUAGUUCAGAUUUGCCAGGUCUUGUUCUUUGCUCUAAUAAGCUGGAUUUCAGAGGAUAACUAAGACAGAAAUGUUAAGAAUUCACAUUGAUAUACAUCUCCAAAUUUAGAGCAAACAACCCCCCCACACACACACCCAUACACAUUUUUUUUUAAUUUCUAAAAAUAUCUAACUCACUGGAUUCCUCUGUGGUGGUCCUUACUGCAAUUCCUGCCUCCCGCUGGGAUGGAAAAGUGACAAAGACCACUUUUGGAAAUAAAAAAAUAUACCACGCUGUAAUGAUUUAACCAAACUCUCCUCCCCAUAUCCAUGCCAGGCCCACAUGUGGUUUUAUCAGUUGGGACACCCUCUCCCUGGUCUAGACAUGUCUGGAAAUGUUAGGGUGAGUGGAGACAGAACAGACUUCUCACUCCAAAAGCCCACCUUAGUGUGUACACCAGGAUUCAAAAUGAGAGUCAAGCCCAAUUCUCUAGGUCUACAUAUGCCCUUGGACACACUCAUGAACACAUGUGCAAAUGCACACACACACACACACACACACACACACACACACACACACACACACACACACGUGCAUGUAUCAAUAACCACUCCUGGCUGACUCAUCAUCCAGAGCCAUCAGGAAUUCCCAGGCGUUGUCCUCAGCAGAACUACCUUGGCCACCACUCAGCACGCAGCUCAGACACCGCACUGUGCACAUGGGUUGGGUUUGCUCAUCAGAACCCUCCUGCUGAAGCUCAUCUGGGAGCCAACAUUUAACUACGGCAGGGUUUGCAGACAAACCUCAAUCCCGCCCUAGAGAUACGGGAAGUAUACCUUCUUCCUUCGUGGCAAAGGUUGACUCCACCAGCGUCACGGCAGCCCACAUGAGACAAAUCAAGUCUUCUGCAGUUGACUGUGGGCUUGCAACCCCAGAUUUGGACAGUGCAGAGAAUGGACUGUCUUCACACUCAGUGACUGAUGCGUCACAGAAGGUCAGUGUUUUGAAUUUUCCUACUAUAUCUCAUUAAAAGAAACAGUGGGUGGAAUCCUGCAGUGAAACAGCAUGUGCACCUACCUGUGAGCCAGCCCCACGUGCAGCUCCUACCACCCCACCCACCGUGUGCACCUACCUGUGAGCCAGCAGCAUGUGCAGCUCCUACCACCCCACCCACCAUGUGCACCUACCUGUGAGCCAGCAGCACGUGCAGCUCGUACCACCCCACCCACCGUGUGCACCUACCUGUGAGCCAGCAGCACGUGCAGCUCGUACUCCCCCUGGUAACUAAUGUUCACAGCGGGGAGGAACAAUUAGUAGAUUCACAGGCUGAAGUCUCAUCAAAAAAAAAGUUAAUAAACAAAUUCUUCAUUUCUAUAAAUAAAGAUUUACACCUCAAUCCAAACUGCCAGUGCAAAAGCCUUGACUGCUCUCAAGGGCCUGCUGUGCAGCAACAACAGUGGAAUGGAUUUUUUAGGGAAAAAUGCCAUACAAGACAGCCACUGUUUUUUAAGUAAGCAGCUAAUUAGAAAUUUGGAUUUGACAAAUCAAACUUAAUGCAGAGCAAUGCAUUAAGAAAGUAUCAGCUCUAUUUUAUACAGUAGAGUGAAUACAUACACAGAACAUAUCCAUACAUAUGCAUUUGUGGAAAUGUAUGUAGACACCUACCAAUGCACAAAAACAUGCAUGGAUAUAUACUCAUUUAUAUAUGUACAUGUUUACAAAUGCGUAUUACACAGUAGACAUCUAUACCUAAAACAGUACUUAUACAGACAUAGAUCUUAUAUAUAAAAUACAUGAACCUAGAUAGAGAUACAUAUACACACACACAUAACCUACCUGCACACCUACACAUAUGCGUGCAUGUUACCCAGGGCCUUCAACUUAGUGUCACAGUGGUUAGACAUGUCUUAGCAAGGAUAAUUGAAAUUUCUAGUUGUGAUUCAUGAUUACUUCUGGAAAUAAUUGUAGCUAAUCAGAGACAGAACUCCAAGAUCCAAUUUGCAUAUCAUCUUGUUUCUUCCACGGGCCUGGAGACUCUCUAACAUCUGCAAGAAACAAAUGUUACCUUCAGUCAAAGUAGUCCCUCAUUUUAGAUAUGAACCAAGUCUCACACCAGAAUAACUUCAUCUGAUGAGGCAUCAGGAAAUGGGGUGAGAUCAGCCCUCGGGAGAGACAGGAGGACCAUGAGCUUGACCCUGUCUCCAAACAAGCAAGAUAAAAUGUAGGAUACCUGUGGGGCUGGGAUAUGCAUGUUUUUGUCACCGUCUACAAACCCAGGUUCUCUCUGGUACCCCGGAGUUCCUCCAGCGAAGUCCAUAUACACACCCAGGCAGUAAAUAAAAUGAGUUUCUUGAACUUCACAAAUCUCAAAGGGCAAAUGGAGAAUUGUCAUUUUUAUCAGGCCUCCCAUAUUCGUCGGUUUUUUAUUCUAUAAUGAAGUGCCUGUGACUGGCUAACUUUAUAAAGAAAUUACUUAUUUAUCCCACAGCUGGGAAUGCUGUGAGUCCAAACAGCUGGCUAACAUCUUACAAGGGGGCCCCACAACACUCCACACAACAGCAGGAUCACUUCCUAGUGGAUGGCAGGAGCCUGUGUGAGAGGAAGAGAUCCCAUUAUCACAUGGAAAACAGUGAAGCUUCACAAUCCCUCUUGAGAACUCAGCUCUAAGUGGCACAAGGAUCUCCUACUAGGCCCAUCUUAAAGGUUUCCCAACCACCUCCCAAAAUCACUACCCUGGGGACCAAGCUGUAAACAUAUGGACCCUGGAGACAACAUUUAAGCCAUUGCACUUUCUAAGUGAUGUUUUUUCUAAAAUGAGAGGUUGAAACCAGAUACUACUUACCCCAGAAUGCUUGGCCAAAGAACCCAGGACAACCUCUUACCCUAUCUCUCCUAAUCUGCCCUUCAUCAUAUCUACUCUGAUGCUAAACUCACAAUGGGCACUGGAACAGAGUCAUCUCCAGUCUUUGAGCUGCUGCAUUUCUCUCCAUUCAACUUUGAGAAUAUACAAAAUAAACACCUUAGUGUGGUUUUAUGUAUUUGGUUUUCUGGACCUUUCCGUUGGAUCCUUCAAACAGGACUCCAAAUCCCCAGAGAGUACCUGUGGAAAACACACGUGGCUUUCAAUCCUGUCCUGCCUCACUUGUGAUGCUGAUGGAGGUUAAUCUUGGCAGACAAAUUCAUUGUGUGAAGCAGAAGCUACUGACUUCUUUGUUAUAGUCAUUGCCCUCGGGAACUGACUGACAUGCAGCUCAGGGAUUACAUCCACUUGCUUCCCGAGCAUAAGUGUUAAGUCCUGAAUUAUGCUAGAAAAAGAUAGUGCUUUGGAUAGAGAGAAUACUUCACCUUACCCACCAAGAUGAACCGUUGAACCCAGAGAGAAAAGGCAGCUGAAAAGUUGAGCUUGGCUUUCCAAUGGGCUGGGGAGAUGCUCAGCGGUAAACAGCAGGCGUUGCUCUUGCACAGGACUGGGGUUUGAUUCCCAGCACCCACAUGGUGGGCACAACCAUCUCUAACUCCAGGCCCAGUGAAUCUGCCCUUUUCUGACCUCAGGCACCAGGUAUGCAUGUGGUAUACAGACAUAUAUAUCAUUCAGACAAAACACCCAUACACAUGAAAUAAUAAAACAAACCUGAAAAUUCUUUUUUUAAUUUGUUUUUUCAGAUUCAUCAUUUUACUAAGAAAAUAUGCCCUUGGAGCCAUAAAUUUAAGUACUAAAAGAAAAAGAGGCAACAGGUUACACUUUCUGGUUUCUCUGGAUUCAGUGCAGCUGAGAUCAGAACCAUGGACCUAGUUGUUAACUGCUGACACCAUGGUCUUCUAAGUCCACCAAAGGUAGAAGAGAGAAAAUACAUGAUGGAUCCCAGCACUUGGGAGGUGGACGCAGAAAGAUGGCAGCCAAUCUGAGGCCAGCCUUGUCUUCAUAGUGAGCUCUAGGCCAGCCUGGGCUACAGAGUGAGAUCCAGCUUCUCUCUAAAUAUAUAGUCUGAGAAUUUGAUACUCAGAAAGGGAUCAUAACGGUGGGACCUAUUUCUUUGCAACUUUCUAUCUUGAUGAAAAAAUACAGUUAAUAACAUGCAUGCCGAUGGCCAAUGACUCUUAUAGUGUAUACAGUGAAUUUCUUCUAGAGUCAAACGCAAUUUCUUUAGCUAAGGUACAUGGCUGGGACUUUCCCUUUACACACCCAUGCCUAGGAUCUGCUGAGCUUACACACUCAUGCUUAGGAUCUGCUGAGCUUACACACCUAUGCCUAGGAUCUGCUGAACUUAUACACCAUGCCUAGGAUCUGCUGAGCUUACACACCCAUGUCUAGGAUCGACUGAGCUUAUACACCAUGUCUAGGAUCUGCUGACCUUACACACCCAUGUCUAGGAUCUGCUGAGCUUACACACCCAUGCUUAGAGUAUGCCAUACUCACUUAUGGUUAGAAUCUGCUGUAAUUACACACACACACCCAUGCAAAGGGUGUUCUUUUCUUGUUCCAGAAUAAUGUGAGUAUCAAAAAUGCAUCCUUCCCUUAAAGAAAAAUUACCUCUUAUCUAUCUCUCAAUCCACAGCUUUGAAAUAGAAACCACACUUACCUCUGAUGCUGGGCUCAUAGUCAAAUUGUUGAGGCAAAAGGACCAGGAGUCCCAUCAGCUGUGUUGCCCAUGCCCUCUGACCUGCUGCUGAGACAUUUUCUCUUAGAGGAACUGAAUAAAAACCAAAGGUAGCCUGGUCCUUUCACUGCAUUAGAAAAGUUUUAUUACACACUUGAAAUGCUCAAGGGCCCACGCUCAGCAGCUUCCUUGGAGGUACAGGGGUGUGCUCCACAGGCAUCUCCUGAAUUGGAGAUGCUCCCUUGGUACCACAGAGCCUCAGGAAGCGGAACACCAGCUGCAUUCCUUGCCCUCAUGGAGCCUCAUGCAGCUGAGCAGCAGUCGCGAGGUUUGAUGAACUCCGGGUGAGUCUGGGUUUUCAACCACUCUGCACUGGACUUACCUCACGGACAAAGCAUCCUUCCCUUGGAAAAAACACUGGAAAUAGUCUCAGACAGACAUUCCUUUGUGACAAAAUAAGUAAACUAGGUGCCAGCAGAAAAAGAAGGAAACCCUGAAGACCUCAGGCUAACAUCAGUUAACAAUAAAAUAUCUGCUCUUGGUGACGUUGGGCAUGCUUACGUCCGCAGAGCUGUCAAAAAUAAAAGUUCAUAUCGUGUAUUGAUUGUAUGCUACCAGGAAACACUGGGACAAUGAUAAACACAGCAUACAACAAUCAAGGGGUAGGGUGAGCUCUUUUCUAAACAAACAUUUAAGAUUUUUUUUCUGUUCUAUGUGUGAGGUUAAAAAAAAAAAAGAAAAGAACACUCUUCUACCAGUAAUCCUACCAAAUAGUAGCGGCAUGAUGCCCUAAAAAAUUAAAACUUAGAAUCUAUGCACAUCUUGAAACAACUUCUGUUGUGGAAAGGUCAUGAAGCUUCUCAAGAAUCUGGAGGGAAGAUGCAAUUAUGAGACGCUCUUGAAAUAUCUAAGGCACCUCUGUGGAUGUUCAUCUGGAAAUCUGUGCUGUUAAUUAGUAAAAGCUGUUUGACCCCAGAAGUGGGUGCUUUGGUCCAAUAUUUAUGAGUACCUAUUUUGAGCUGGGAUGAGAUCGGUACUCUUGUGAAGGAAUUCAGAUUCUAAAAGAUGUAACCCAGAUGUGUACUGAGGAGAGGUUACCCUGCCAAGCACUGUUACUUAAAAAUUGAUCUCAUUCUCCAGAUCUGCUACAGGCUCCGUGCACACAAGGGGUUUGGGGAACCCUCAUUAGUUUAAAAAGGAGAAAGAGAGAUGAUGACUCUGGCUAUCGGAGGAAAUACUAAAACCACAACUCCUGUGUUAAAUUCUAGGGACUCCCAGAGGGCCGGUCCAGAGGGUUGGCCCUGUGAACACAUGUUGAGAUAUAUUAGGACAGAAUGCCUUUGUCAUGAGUUUUCCGUCCAUAACAUCGGGAAACCGCUCAUUUGUACAUCCUGUGUGUAGUUUUCCCUUCCUGGCAGCCCACCCGUAAAUGAGACCUGUCAUCGGUUCUCACCUUUUCCCCUCCCACCUUAAGCCCACUGCAGCACUCUUGGCCUAUUCACAGCCACUGCUGCCAGCGACAAGGAGAGAAUUCCACUCAGGCGGUCCUGCCGUGGGAAGGCAUCUGAGAUCAUUCAAGAAACAGGAAAGUACCUAGGGAGGCCGCAGAGGUGGGAAGAGCAGGGAGAAAUUUCCUAUCCCCGUAAACCCGUAAACCGAUGAGCCUCCAAGGCUUCCUGUGUGUCUGGAUCUCAUUGUCUGGCCUACGCUUGUGAACAGCUGUCACACCUUGUGUCGUGUGCACCACAUGGAACUGAAAUCAAGGACCAAGUCCCCUUCCAGUGUCAGUUAAUAAACUGACAUCAGUGGUCCAGACAUUCUUACUCAGUUAUCCCAUCAUUCAAGUGCUAGUUAUUGCAUUUCUCUUAUUUGUAUAGUGUUAGGGAUGGAGGCUUGUAACUGUUUGGGCAGGAGAGGCUUCUGCUGAGUGGUUGGGACAUUUAAAUGAAGCAGUACUGUUAAUCGGGAGUGUAGAAUAUUGGAGGUUAGAAGAGCUCUUCAGAGAAGGGAAUCAUGGUGAGCAGAACCACCUUGACCUUGAACUGUAGGACACCAUUUCCUAACACUCCUUUUCAGUGGGAAGGAACUGGGGCCAAGGAAACAAGCCACGCAGAGUCCCUAACCUGUUCCAUAGAGACUGAGUUAGCAUAGAGUUAGCAUAGUGCGGACUGCAACAGAGUGGACGAUGUGAAUUAGUCAUAACCAUUCCUUCGUGCGUGCGUGCGUG